Dioscorea cayenensis subsp. rotundata (Guinea yam) is the source of this 2186-nucleotide messenger RNA. RefSeq names its product replication factor C subunit 3-like. Gene Ontology annotation, cellular component: nucleus; DNA replication factor C complex. The record is from RefSeq and is a predicted model, not a curated record. NCBI's taxonomy places the organism in Eukaryota, Viridiplantae, Streptophyta, Magnoliopsida, Dioscoreales, Dioscoreaceae. Gene Ontology annotation, molecular function: DNA binding; DNA clamp loader activity. Gene Ontology annotation, biological process: DNA repair; DNA-templated DNA replication.
CAUUUCAACUUAACUAACAUCUUAGAGUGAUUGCCUCGAGAUCAUCGCACAACUAUCAUUUAGUCUUUGGACCGUUCGUUUAAGCGGCGAAGGAUCUCUCAUGUCCCCUUCUCAGGUUUAUGUUUACUUUUCGUCUUGUUGAAAUCGCUCAUCCGCCUCGAUAGCAUCUGCAUCCCAGACCCUAAAACCCUCGUCGCCAUGCCUCUCCUUCUCGAAGCCCUUCUCCUCCAUCAAUGGCGAGCCCUGACAGUGGCGCCUUCCGCCGCUCCUCGUCCGAGUCUGCAAUCCUCUGUGCCCCUCCGUCGAGCGCCCAGUCCUUGCCCGCUUCGUCCGAUUCCGCUUCUGGAUUGACGGAGAUCCAACUUAGGGAUAACGAACGCCGUAAAAACUCCACCUUUCUACCUGCCUCCAGCCCUAACUACCUUCCGAGCCACGGCCUUAGCCCUGGCCGAGAGAGCCUUGCCAGCUCCGACAUCUCCAGGAAACUCCGUCUCUUGGGUGCCGCUUCCUUUUUCUCUCUCAGUGAGGAUAGGGCGUCGCCUAGCGAUCCUGGAUUGUUGCCGCUUGGUUUGGAGGAGAGUGGUCUGAGCGGGAGGACCAUUAGCCCCGUUGUCCAGCCUGAUGCGAAGUCCUUGAGGGAGAGAGAUCCGAAGACUGAGAUCGUGGCCACUGAUGGCACCAUCACAGCCAGCGAAGAGAAGCUCAAGAGACCGUCACCGCCCAAGGAGAUUGAGUUCGUAUGGGCUUACAAGUACCGUCCCAGGACUUUGGCAGGGUUCAUCUGCAACCGUGACCGAGCAGAGGAACUUCAACGGAUGAUAAAGACACACGAGUGCAGUCAUUUCAUAUUUGAAGGUCCACCAGGGGUUGGCAAGAAAACAAUGGUGUUGGCAUUCUUGAGAGAUGCAUUUGGACCUAAAAAGAUGAAGAUGAAAAAUGAGUUGAAAAGAAUAGAGCUUAAGGGAGAACAUGCUGAUGCUGGGAGCAUAGAUUUGAAUGUCAGGCGAUCUUCCCAGCACAUUGAAGUUAAUUUAUCUGAGUCACGUGGUUAUGAGCAGCAUGUUAUAAUGACUUUGAUAAAUGAAUUCCAUAUUCCAUCAGAGCAGGCUGUUCAAUGUGAUCAGACAAACUGCAAAGCAAUUGUUCUUCAUGAGGCUGACAAAAUUUCAAAUGACGCACAACACUAUGUCCGGUGGCUCAUGGAUAAGUACAAGGGUUGUAACAAGCUUUUCUUCUGCUGCUCUGAUGCUUCCAAGCUUCAACCACCAAUCAAGCAUCUGUGCAAAAUAAUUAACCUCAAACCACCUUCAGACAAAGAGAUUGUGGAAGUUCUUGAGUUUAUUGCUGAUCAAGAAGGCGUGGGAUUAACUCGUCAUUUAGCUGAAAGAAUUGCUGAAAACUCAAAGCAUAAUUUACGUCAAGCAAUUCGUUCAUUUGAGGCCUCCUGGAAAUCUUACUUUCAGUUGGGAGAAGCCCAUGAAAUCUUAACCGGGUGGGAAGCAGAUAUUGCAAACAUAGCUAAAAAUAUUAUCGAAGAGCAAAGUCCCAAGCAGUUAUAUAUUAUCCGUGGGAAGCUUAAGAAUCUUAUUGAGCAUGAUGUAUCACCAGCCUUCAUUUUCAAUACUCUUGUGUCAGAGCUGAAGCAACAUGUUGAUGAACAUUUCCAACUCAAAGUUGAUGCCUUGUAUCAAGAAUAUAACAUUUGGGAUAAGAAUGGGCGAAUCUUGAAUGAAGAGAAGACAGUAGGGUUCACUCGCGAAUCAAAUGAAGAAUCUGGAAAGAGGCUUCACGAUCGAAAGAAAAACGUUCAACAUUUCAUGAGGAUCGAAGAGUUCUCAGCAAAAUUCAUGAGCUCCUACAAGGCUUUUAUCACCAAAAAUAAUGGUGGGACUUCCAAAUAAGUAUUCAACUAUAUCUGGUAGCAUAAUCAGAUAUGUACGUAAACCAUGAAUUAGACAUAAGAGGUUGGGUUCACCGUUGCACUGCAACCACUUACAUUUGAUCCACUGCCUGUGGAUUAAAGGUUCCAAGAUGCUUUAAUACAAGGGAAUGUUCAUAUUUUCCACUUAUAUUUGAAUGUAAGUUCAAAGUUCUAAACUAUUUUUCUCUUGAUCCAUUUUGGUGGUUGCUUCAUUGUUUCCAUGUACUACAAAUCAUGACUUCAAAUAAAUCUGUAGUUUUUCUAA